Molecule: messenger RNA, 2979 nt
Organism: Anopheles nili
Lineage: Eukaryota; Metazoa; Arthropoda; Insecta; Diptera; Culicidae
Exons: 4
Coding region: 35-2113 (692 amino acids)
Cellular component (GO): ribonucleoprotein complex; cytoplasm; nucleus
Molecular function (GO): RNA binding; RNA helicase activity; ATP binding
Source: RefSeq, a predicted model, not a curated record
UUGGGCUCCGGAAUAAACUCAACCCUACAGCAAAAUGCUGGGGCUGGUGAAUCGGCGGUCGCUAACGACUGUUCUUCGUUCAUUUUGCAGUACAUCACUGUCGGUCAAGUGUGGUAGUCGCUCGCGAAUCCCGGAAGUCAGCGCAGUAAUUCCAUCUCGACUUCAGUCCGACUGCGAUCGUUCACGGAUUUUGCUUCCUUCGGCUCUAUCGCCCAGUUCAAGUCGAUUAUUUUCGACUUCUUAUUACAAGGAAGGCAUUGUGGACGAAUUUGACAUGGCUCCGAGAUUCGAGCGAGAAGACUACAAGAAGGAACCGUACCACGGUGUGAAGCGCACCGGAACCGAGUUCAAGCGAGGAACCGGUUCGCGCAGUGGUGGUGGUGGUUACGGUGGUAGUGGCGGGGCCAACGGCUCCGGCGGAUAUGGCGGCGGCGGCGGUGGUAGUCGCUUCGGCGGCGGUGGCGGCAACAAUGGUAAUCGCCGCGACAAGUGGGCGGAAGCGGGAACGCUCCAAAAAAUCGACUGGAGCAAGAUGACGUUGGCCCCGUUCAAGAAAGAUUUCUACCGCGAGCAUUCCGUUGUGCGCAAUCGUUCGCAAAAGGAUGUCGAUCGGUUCCUGGCGAAACACGACAUCACCUUAAUCGGCCAGUGUCCGAAACCGAUCACUGAGUUCGACGAGAUCGACAUUCCAGACUACGUAAUGCGAGAGAUCGAGAAGCAGGGCUACAAGAGCCCGACACCGAUUCAGGCGCAGGGUUGGCCGAUUGCUCUCAGCGGCUUGAACAUGGUCGGAGUAGCGAAAACGGGAUCGGGCAAAACGCUCGGUUACAUGCUGCCGGCUAUCGUGCACAUCAAUCAUCAGAAACCGGACCCGUCUGUACGUGGACCGCUGGUCCUCGUGCUGGCGCCGACCCGUGAGCUCGCCCAGCAGAUCCAGCAGGUCGCAACAGAUUUUGGCUCCUCGUCAUACAUUCGCAACACGUGCCUGUUCGGAGGAUCCAGCAAGGGACCGCAGGCAUCGGAUCUUCGACGAGGCGUGGAGAUUGUUAUCGCUACUCCCGGUCGAUUGAUCGAUUUCCUCGAGUCCGGUACGACUACCCUGCAACGGGUAACAUAUCUCGUGCUGGAUGAAGCUGAUCGGAUGCUGGACAUGGGUUUCGAGCCGCAGAUAAGGAAAAUUCUGGAACACGUGCGCCCGGAUCGACAGAUUCUGAUGUGGUCUGCUACUUGGCCGAAAGAAGUGCAGCGUUUGGCACGUGACUUCCUUGGAGACUACGUUCAGAUCAACGUUGGCUCGUUGGAACUUUCAGCCAAUCACAACAUCACGCAGCACGUACGAGUCGUCGAGGAAAAGGAUAAGAAUCAAGAACUUGGCAAUCUCCUGGAGGAGUUGUAUCGUGCAGGAAAUCCUGGCAAAAUUCUUAUCUUUACUACCACCAAGCGCAGGUGCGAUCAGAUAAGUAUGCAAAUUCGCCGCUACGGCUACGAUUCGGUUGGAAUGCACGGUGACAAAUCACAGCAGGAGCGCGAGCGUGCUCUCAAUCGGUUCCGUAAUGCACGUUCCUGCAUUCUGGUUGCGACGGAUGUUGCCGCUCGAGGACUGGAUGUGGACGGUAUUAAAGUGGUAAUCAACUAUGAUUAUCCGCAGCAGACAGAAGAUUACGUUCAUCGCAUUGGCCGCACAGGACGCUCGAAUGCCACAGGUGAGGCGUACACAUUCUUCACCUACGGUGAGCGCAAGAUGGCAAAGGAGUUGAUUGGCAUCCUAGAGGAAGCCCACCAGCUAGUUCCUCCGGAGCUGAUGAAAUGGCGUAACAUGUUCGGCGGUGGUGGUAACAAUCGCUUCAGCCGUUUCGGAACGUUCCGCGGCGGACGCGAUUUCGGUGGUGGAUAUGGCGGUGGUCGAUUUGGUGGCGACAGUGGAGACUAUCGAAACGGAGGAUCAUCAGGAAUGGGCAUGAAGAGACCGUACGAAAGCAGCGCAGCUGGCAGUAGUCGUGGAGCAUAUGGCGGAGCUAGCAACAGCACUUACUCCAACGGAUACGGCGCCCCCAGCAGUAGUUCCAACGGUUAUGAGUCACGUGCCACGAAACACACCAGAUUCGAUGAAUAAGAGGCGCACCGAUGGUAAGAGUGUGUAGACUACACUCAUGCGAUCGCUGAUUUUGUGUACAAAAAAGAACGUGAGGAUCUAUAAUGCAUUAAUUUGCAAUUAAUUCCUUAAUUGUAGCUACUUAAGAUCCCAUUCACUCUCACGUCCGUGUUCCUCUUUCAUCGCAUUCUGUCGUUCUUUUUUUCAUAUUCAAUUCACCUAAUGUUAUUUGCUAAGAGUUGCGUUUCGUGUAGGUGUCCUCUUAGUAGAGAAUCUGACCGUUAAAUUUAUGUAUUCAUCUGUAAUUUAAUCGAGAUUGCCUCUGAUAACUAUUCAGCAUUACGAGUCCAUCGACCGUCCUUCGUCUCAUGCCGGUGUGUACGAUAAAUCAUGCUUUACGAACUUAGCAUGUGCGCUACUAGCUUUGUCAACAUCUCUAGUAGUAUUUAGAAAAUUGCGCAACUAAGCGCAGAUAGCAGCAAAUUAAAUUUCCUAAAAAUCAUCUAUCAUCGGUAUUGCUGAAUCCCUAGCCGGGUUAUAUACUACGAUCCACAAGAAGGCACACUAGAACUAUUACUCUCUUUCUCUCAGGCAAGCAAGAAAUGGUAGACCAUCAUCAGUGAGCAUCGUAGUGAAAAAACGUGUGUACUUUUCUUUAUAUUAACAAACAUCUUCUACUAGAAAGCUAGCCAACAGAAGCAAGCGAGUUUUUUUUUUAAUUUUCUUAUAUUAUUCUGUGAUAAAUGACAAAGUGUUUGCACACAUAUACACAGUCACACGCAACAAAUACAGUGCGUGUGCAAUGUCCCACAGUUUAAAUUUUAAAUUUUGUUAUUACAAACCGAACACAAAAGGCACAGACCAUUCAGACCGGGGAUAUGAGGUUC